UUAUUUUUGUUGCUUAAAGCUUGCCCUCUUCUCUUAUCCUCUCUCUCUCUCUCUUUCUUUCUUUUCUUUUUCACAAAAGAGAAAACAACUCAGCUGCCAGCUCCCAUCUGAAAGGAAUUUCAUGCUCCACAAAAGAGAGAAAGAAAAGAGAAAGAAGACCCACUAGGCCACCACUGAGUGAUAGAAUUUAGGGUCAGCUACAGAUCAUGUACUAGGAGAAAAAAUAAAAAAUAAAAAAUAAUAAUAAAGGAAAAAAAAAAUAGUCCCAUAUGAUCAUGGAAGCUGAAAAUGGGAUCCGCAGGCCUAAUUUUCCACUACAAUUGUUAGAGAAAAGGGAAGAAGAAGCGUGCUCAAGCUCUGGCUACACUUCCUUAGUCGUAACCGGAACCACCGGCGGUGUCGGCGGCGAAACGAGCUCAAACCAAAUCCGACAGUGUUCAGGUGUUCAAGCUCCAGAGCCAUCAAAAAAGCCACCUCCAAAAAGGACCUCUACCAAAGAUAGACACACUAAGGUCGACGGCCGAGGACGUCGGAUCCGUAUGCCCGCUACUUGUGCCGCUAGGGUUUUUCAGUUGACUAGAGAAUUGGGUCACAAAUCAGACGGUGAAACCAUUGAGUGGUUGCUACAACAGGCCGAGCCCGCGGUGAUCGCCGCCACCGGGACCGGUACCAUACCCGCUAACUUCACGUCGCUUAAUAUCUCCCUCCGGAGUUCAGGCUCUAGUAUGUCUGCACCUUCACACCUGAGGAGCUCUUAUUUUAGCCCCAGCCACUUCGCGGCCUCGCAGUUCAGGUCGCGAACAGAUUGGGAGAGGACUAUGAUGGAUGAGUCUCAAAGAAGGGUUUUAUUUCCUGGUUUUGGAUUGUCCUCGUCUUCGGAGAAUUCGUCUUCGUCUUCGUCGAUGUUAUUGAAUUUCAAUUCCGGUAAUGUGAAUGCCAUGUUGCAAGCUAAGCAAGAGCUGCGUGAGGCUGCAGGGCUAGAUGUUUCGGAAACUGAGGUAAGUAUAGGAAGAAAGCGGAGGCCGGAGCAGGAUUUGUCGUCGCAAAAUCCGUCGGGGAAUUACUUGUUGCAGUCUAGUACAGGUUCGAUUCCGGCGAGUCAUAGUCCUACUCCGGCGACGUUUUGGAUGGUUACCAAUCCUAGUAACCAAGGGAUGGGUGGUGCUCACGACCCCAUGUGGGCAUUUCCUAAUAUUGGUAAUUCUAAUUUGUAUAGAGGGUCUAUGUCAAAUGGGCUACAUUUUAUGAAUUUUCCACCUCCAAUGGCCUUAUUGCCGGGUCAACAAUUGGGUUCGGGAAUCGGCGGCGGCAGCGGCGGCGGCGCCGACAGCCACUUGGGUGUUCUUGCCGCUUUGAAUGCGUAUAGGCCAAUUCUGAGUGGUGGUGAGGCCGAAUCUCCGGCCAGGGGACAGCAUCUUCAUCCCGGAGGAGACGAUGGACAUGAGACAAGCACCAGCUAAUGAAUCAUCCUUCCUAGAUCAAAUAACAAGUUUUCCUCAACACUAGGAUGGAGGAGCCCACAUAUACGUGUUACAGCUUUUCAGGUGGCACUCAUCAUGAUCAGGAUUCAGGAUUCUGAAGCACCAGCGCUGGCAUUGCCUAAAACCAGUGGACAGUCGCUGACUACAUUCUUCCUCUUUUUUCUUCAUAUAUAUAAGGUGACUGCCUUGGUACCACAGAAAUUGAUGGUAGAUAGGUGUUAAAUGGUUUCUGCAAAAUUUGCCAUCUUUCAAAUUCAUCUGGAUCGUUCAUUAGUUCCUUUUUUUUUUUUUUUUUUUUGGGUACUGAUAU
Messenger RNA from Ziziphus jujuba (common jujube), 1791 nucleotides. Its product is annotated as transcription factor TCP15. Gene Ontology annotation, molecular function: DNA-binding transcription factor activity; sequence-specific DNA binding. The transcript is spliced from 2 exons. Gene Ontology annotation, cellular component: nucleus. NCBI's taxonomy places the organism in Eukaryota, Viridiplantae, Streptophyta, Magnoliopsida, Rosales, Rhamnaceae. The coding region runs from base 270 to 1460 and encodes 396 amino acids. The record is from RefSeq and is a predicted model, not a curated record.